Phytophthora infestans T30-4 is the source of this 387-nucleotide messenger RNA. RefSeq lists its product as uncharacterized. The coding region runs from base 1 to 387 and encodes 128 amino acids. The record is from RefSeq and is a predicted model, not a curated record. NCBI's taxonomy places the organism in Eukaryota, Oomycota, Peronosporomycetes, Peronosporales, Peronosporaceae. The transcript is spliced from 3 exons.
AUGGGAGAUGCGUGGCGCCGCACAGAUCUCCGCAAGCAAACGAUGUCGUCGUCCAGCGAGUAUGAUUUCUCGCUGGUCCACGGUAGUAAAGCGUCUGCCGCUCAUCACUGUCUGCAAUACCUCGGAGCCGGAGGCCAUAGCCCAAUAAAUGCAAUGGGCAUACUUGAAGAAGUAGUUGCACGGACACAUGCGCAGGUUCAGAUCAACAGCCCAUUCGACACGAGGGCAGAGCACCGACACCACACAGAUAGCUCCUUCAGAGGUGGCAGUGGUUCGUCAGUCAAGAAUGCAAUCGAGAUCCGAGCUGGCGCAUAUUCAUAUACGUGUCCAGCGCGCUCCAGCUCACGUGUGCGAGUCUUUUGCUUGGAUUGGGCUACCGGCAGCUGA